AAACAUUAGAUAUCCAAAAAUAUAUUGAUCACUCCUACUUUGGGAACAUAUUGCCUCAUAAUAAAGAGGCAAAACAAAUGUUGAAAUUGGCAAAUAUGAGACUCAGGUGGCCUUCGGUUACGAAUGUGAAUGAGGUAGAUGAGCUUAUCCAAACGAUUGACAAAUCAACCACUAGUAAUAAUACGGCAUCCGAAGAACCUCAAGAAUAUGUACGUCUUACCGCAGCUCUUUCCGCCAUCUCAGAUUACAGAAGUGCCAUGAUAGAUCUUUCAAAUCCUUUUACAACGUUACAAUGGAACGUCCUAGUUACUGAUUUCUUAGGGAAAGCUCAAGAUUUGUUGAGACUACCGUUUAACCCAAUGGUUUCCGGAAUUUCACCAUUUGCGGUCACUGUCGGACAAAUAAUUCCUUUGGAUUUUAAUGUUACUUUCCUUGAAAACCUUUAUCGUCAAGCGGCUGGUCAGAAUAAAUCAUUCGAAAAAUGCGCGCAUAUUGCAUCAUUCCUGUGGAAAUUCGGUUUUAAGGAAUAUGUGACCCAUAAGAUUCCUAUGAAGCGGGUUAUCAACGGUGCAUACAUCUGCUAUGUAGAUCCUCUGAAUAAGACGUAUUAUUAUACCACCUUAGUUCUUGACCCAUUUCGCUUUAAGGUGUUAAAGAAUCUCCUUAUUUAUGAAAUAGUCUCCGGAAAAGCAGCCUACAUCCACAGUGCAUUGUAUUUUUACAUGAGUAUGUGCACAUGUGAAGAGGAUUUCAAUUUAAUGAAUGAAUACGGUGUUAUUGAGUGGGACUUUCCGAUGGAAGGAUAUGCCGAGUUUUGCGAAAAGAUGAAAGAAUUAUUGGAUAUAAU
Acaulospora colombiana is the source of this 847-nucleotide messenger RNA. The record is from the annotation of a GenBank genome assembly. Lineage: Eukaryota; Fungi; Glomeromycota; Glomeromycetes; Diversisporales; Acaulosporaceae.